AUGACCGCCGCUGAGCCCAACAUUGACGAGGAAAGCCUUCUCAAGGAUGCCGUGGGCUUUGCCACGGAGCACCGCUUCUAUCUCCGCAAGGCAGUGCAACACGGCGACUUCUACAGUGCUGUCCGGCACUCCCUGUGCAUGGCCAACGAGUUACGGUCAUGUCGGUUAUCUCCGACGAGCUAUUACAAGCUGUACUCGAUGGUGUUCUUGGAGCUGCAGCACCUGGGGGCCUAUCUCCGAGAGACCGCGAGGCACGGCUUCUCCCUUGAGGAGGUUUUCGAGAUUGUCCAGUACGAAGGGAACUGCCUUCCGCGGCUCUACAUGCUCGUGACGGUUGGUGUCGUACGAAUGCUGGCUCCUGACUCUGACGAGUCACCGGACGAAAUCCUUCGCGAUAUGGAGUCCAUGGUCGGAGCCGUACAGCAUCCGGUUCGAGGUCUCUUUCUACGAUAUUUCCUUCUGCAGGUGGUCAAGGACAAGCUUCACAAGCUUCAAGAAGGAGCUGUUGGUGCUCUGAACUUCCUGUUGACAACCUUCCGAGAAGCCGUGAGCCUUUGGCACCGGCUCCGCCUGACCCAGGUCCAAGUUGAGCCAUCAGCGAUGCAGGCAUGGCAAUUGGAUGACCAUCGCUACUCCCUGCGGCUGCUGCUAGGUGCUCACCUGAUGCAAGUUGCCCGAGUGGAUGGACUUACCCAGGACCUUUACACAGAGGUGGUCUUACCGGAGCUCCUACGCUUGAUCCCUGCAUGCGAGGAUGCAGCUGGCCAGGCGUAUCUUCUGCAGCUCAUCGUUGAGGUAUUCCCCGACAGCUACCACCUCCACACUUUGGAGAAGGUCCUGGCAACUUGUGCGCAGGUCCAUUGGUCAAUCGAUCUGGUACAGCUGACGCAACAUCUGCUCAGACGCUUGACGGUACACCUGCUGGAAGGAGGCGAUUCUUCCAGCUCUGCGACCGUGUUCGAACUGUUUCACGUGCACUUCAAGUUGUUGCACGGACGGCCGCGAACGACCGCCACCCCACUGAUUUCCCUGCUCACGCUGCAGCUGGAACUCUGCAUGUUCGUCCUGGCUUUGCAUCCAGGCAACGCGUGCUUGGACAUCUUGGAGGGGACGGUGGACCUCCUCCAGGCCGGCGACGGAGAGAAGGCGGAAACUUCGUCACCGGAGGUCUUGGAUACGCAGCUUGCGCAGGCAGUGGUGGACCUCAUGGCGGCACCUCUCACAAAGGAGAGGCUCUGCUCGGCAGUUCUGCAGAUGCCGUACCACGCAACUUUACUGGCGAUGCUGUCACGGCCAAUGCAAAGUCGAGCGGCUAUGGCAAUGGUGACGGCGCUGCUCGCCGGAGACGUCAGCCUCGGUGACUGCGGGACGUUGCGCCAAUUAUUCACGUUGAUGAGCACUUUGCUUCAAGACGAAACCGGACAAGAUGACGAAGACGCUCGUCCGAGGCACUUGGAGCAUGAUCCCAUCGCAUUCCGACGUGAACAAGAGACCGUGGCCCAACUGAUCCACCAGGUGCGGCAUGAGGAUCCCACGAAGGUGAUCGAAAUGCUUCUCGUGCUUUGGGAAUACUUCCGGGAGGGUGGACCACACCGGAUCAUCUUCUCUGUGCCUGCCAUGGUAUCUGCAAGUCUGGAGCUUGCUGAUCGUUUGAUGCACUCAGGUCAGAACCACGAACAAGAAUGCAGCGAGCUUGUCCGCAUCUUCGACUUGACGCACACCUUGUGCCAAAGCCUUGGCACCCUGAUCCCGAAGGAGUCUUUGAGGCUUUGGCUCCUUUGUGCAGCUUCAGCAGACCGUGCUGCAACUUUCAAAAUCGAUGCAGUGCUGGCGAGACUCUGCUCCAAUUGCGUGGACAAAGCGUUGGUGUGUCUAGAAGAAGACAUCUCCAAGCAGGAGGCGCGGCUGUGCGGGCUGCAGCUGUUUGUUGGAACCCUACAGCAGAUGAAGGUUGGCCCAGAGGAGCCUGCAAAGCUGCGCCAACGUGCCGUGGCUCUGUGCGGCAAAAUGCACUUUGGACUGGGUUUAAUUGUGGCUCAAUCCAUCGCCGGCCCGGGGCCGAAUCAGACAUCGAAUCGUGCGGUUUAA
Molecule: messenger RNA, 2088 nt
Organism: Symbiodinium necroappetens
Lineage: Eukaryota; Dinophyceae; Suessiales; Symbiodiniaceae
Source: the annotation of a GenBank genome assembly